This is a messenger RNA of Dendrobium catenatum, 1062 nucleotides long. Its product is annotated as transcription repressor OFP8-like. The transcript has a single exon. Gene Ontology annotation, biological process: negative regulation of DNA-templated transcription. The record is from RefSeq and is a predicted model, not a curated record. The coding region runs from base 1 to 1062 and encodes 353 amino acids. NCBI's taxonomy places the organism in Eukaryota, Viridiplantae, Streptophyta, Magnoliopsida, Asparagales, Orchidaceae.
AUGGAUAACAAACCCCGGCUAAAAGACCGCCUCGCACGAAUUUUCCGGCCAUCGGCGCUUCUCCGUUCCUCCGGCGCUGCCGUCGGAAGUAGCCGGAGCCUUUCUGCCGGUGAAAGCACCAGGAGCUUUUCUGCCGCCGCAGAUAUUGCCCACGAACCAAUCUUCAUCUCCCGCUGCCGCGCCAGCGAAGCCGAUGAGCUCCACUUUGCUCUCCUCCGCCGUUCCUUCUCACUUGACCGCCGGCCGAGCCGGAAUCUCUGCGGAGGCUGCCGUCCCACCGCCGCCGCCUCGCCAGCAGUGAAGGAUAAGGUGAAGAAGGAGAACAGGAAGAGCGAAAGGAGCGAUUUAUAUGCGACGGGAGAACUCGGAGAAGGAGAUGGAAAGACCUGCCCGCCUGCUUCGCCUUCAGUUGAAUCUCCAAAUAGUGCUCAUUUGUAUUACUAUUGGAUCAAAGAAGCAGAGUUGAAGGAUAAGAGGAAGAAAACGAAGAAGAAGAUGAUUAUGAAACAGAGGCAAAGGUGUCGGUCAAAUCGUCAUGAACUUAGUAUCUCUUCUUCCUUCGGCGAGGAAGGCUUCGGAUUCUUCAGCAGUGAGGAAACAGAUACUUUCUUCUCCUCGAGGAGCUUCUCCUCCGACUCCUCCGAGUUCUACCGCCGCCCCUCGCCCAAAACGAGGAAGAGUUCUAAGAAAAAGGAGAAGAGCAAUACGAAGAAACAAGACGAAAAAUCCAAUUUAUCUUCUCGCCGGCGAAGGCCGGCGGAAGUGGCAAGACGAAGAGAUGCUUUCAUCAAUGAUUUUCAGCCUUUGGUUUCUGUUUCUUUUUCUGAUGAAAAUGAAGCAGAGAAGAAACGCAGAGAAGGUUUCCCAGUUCUGAAAAAAUCUAGUGAUCCUUACAGUGACUUUCGGAGCUCCAUGGUCGAGAUGAUAGUGGAAAGACAAAUAUUUGGAGCUCAAGAGCUCGAGCGACUUCUUCAUUCUUACCUUUCUCUCAACUCUCCUGAAAUCCACUCCGCCAUUUUUCGAGCUUUUGCAGAUAUAUCUAAAGUUCUGUUCAGCUACUAA